This is a messenger RNA of Macrosiphum euphorbiae (potato aphid), 1848 nucleotides long. Lineage: Eukaryota; Metazoa; Arthropoda; Insecta; Hemiptera; Aphididae. The record is from the annotation of a GenBank genome assembly.
AUGAAGCAAAGCAAUACGUCAACUGGGUAUACAUUCAUUAACACCAGCCAUCCGGAUAAAAGAACUCGAAUGUUGAAACCAAUAGCAGUAAGAGAAGAAAUGGAUCCACAAUCUGAUGAUAUUUUCUACGAUGGCCUCAUUGAAUACUAUUCGUCUAGACCUUAUAGUCUUGAAGAUAUAACUUUGGCUGAAUUUGGAGCCAAUUAUGAAAUUCGUGGUAAAAAAAAACCUGCCAAGAACAAUUCAGAGUCGGACACUGAUAUUGAAGAAGAAACCGCUUAUUCGAUUGACUCUACGCUAAUCGGAAAACCAAACAAAUGUAUACAUAAACGUAAAAUCAGAAAAAUCAUACGGUAUGUAAGGUUUAAUGUGGAUAAAAAUGAACAAGACUUUUACAGAGAAAAUGUUAUGUUAUUUUUACCAUGGCGCGAUGAAACAGCUGAUUUGCUAAAUAUUAACUGUAAACAAGUAUAUGAAACAAACAUUGAUCGGAUAAAAGACUUGUACCAACAGUUUAAUAAAGUCGAAGAAAAUCAACUAGACAAUGAUGAAAAUCAAAUAGAAGCGGAGCAAGGCAAUAACAAUAAUCUGGUUCAAGACGAUGAAGAUUGGGUGCCAGACGAUGAACUACUAAAUGAUGUUGGAGAUUAUGUAGAAACUACAAACACUCCAGAUGUUGAUAAACCUAAAGAUGGCGGAAAAAUAAGAGUGCACCUCAUUGACAAUGAACAGUACAAUGACCUGAUCAGAUGUUUAAACGACGGUCAACGCCAACUCUUAUAUCAUACCACUCAUAUCAUAAGAAGGCAAAUAUGGGGCAGAGACGAUCCUGCGAUAAAGGCGUUUGUCACUGGUCCAGCAGGAGCUGGUAAGUCAAUGCUUAUACGAGCAUUAGCACAGUCUGUAAUUCGCAUAGCAAAUCUUAGACCAGAUAUAGACGAUCUAUCACUUCCGCCAGUAUUACUCACAGCACCGACAGGCAAAGCAGCUUAUGGAAUAAGAGGUCUGACACUUCAUUCUGCGUUCAAACUCCCAUUGAAUCAAUUUGCCGGAUUGCUACCAAAAUUGAGUUCAGAUAUUUCAAAUACACUACGUUGCCAAUUUGCCAACGUUAAGCUUUUGAUAAUUGAUGAAAUUUCCAUGGUCGGCAUAAAAACUCUGGGAUAUAUUGAUCAGCGAUUGAGGUCUAUUCUAAGAAUAAAUAAACCGUUUGGUGACAUAAACAUAAUAGUGUUUGGUGAUUUCUUUCAAUUACCACCGGUAUUGUCAACACCUUUGUACGACAGCUUUGAAGAAAUACUGUCUAAAUAUCCAAGUGCAGUAGAAAUCUUAUCAAUUAAAUCUAUUUGGGAAACAUUCAAGUUUUACGAAUUGACUGAAAUAAUGCGCCAAAAAGAUGACAAACAAUUUGCAAUAAUGUUAACAAAGUUGGCCAGAGGACAGUUGGAGGAAGCUGAUGUGAAAUAUUUCCAAAAUCUCGUAACCCAGUUAGACGUUACUUUUCAACCACAAGUAAUGCACCUCUGGGCUACAAACAACGAAGUCGACGAAAUGAACAGAAGAGUGCUUAGCUCUAUGAAUCAAGUCGGUUUCAUUUCUGAAGCAAUUGAUACGUCCGCAAAACGACAGGAUAUUGAAUCUGCCAAGAAACUGCCACGACAAAAGACUAUGGGAUUACCUUUAAGAUUAGUUUUAAAAGAAACAGCCAAGUAUAUGGUGAUAGCAAACAUUUCAACCGAAGACGGCAUAGUCAAUGGUGCCAUUGGAGAUCUAAUGCAAAUAAACAAAGGGCAAACUGUAGGAGGUAAAGAAGUUGCUAAAAGAGUUUGGAUCAAGUUCGAUGACUAG